CGUCACGUCCGGUCACGUCACGCCUGCGUAGAAGGUCGAAGUUGAAAGGUGACGUAGUACGGAUCGUGCUUGGACAGUUCGCGGGAAACGUCCCAAAACAAAUCCGUUCAGGUGGAGACGCGGGAAACUUCAGAGCGUUUAAUGAUCGAACUUCAGAGUCAGUAAAUUACCUGACUUUAACACCUGGACACCAGCCUGAACACUUCACCUGCAUCAUUAGCUAGCUGCUUCUCUUAGCUCAGGCUAGCAUCAUUAGCUAGCUGCUUCAGUUAGCUCAGGCUAGCAUCAUUAGCCAGCUGCUUCACUUAGCUCAGGCUAGCAUCAUUAGCUAGCUGCUUCAGUUAGCUCAGGCUAGCACAGCACUGUAAGAUAAUCAGUUAGCAUCAGCAGCUCUCCCCGGGCCGGGAGGAACCGUUACACGCUGAGGACGCUUCACUGAGCGGGGACACAUGGCGGAGAGACCCGAGGACCUGAACCUGCCCAACGCGGUCAUCACCCGGAUCAUUAAGGAGGCGCUCCCAGAUGGGGUGAACGUGUCCAAAGAAGCUCGCCGAGCCAUUUCCCAAGCUGCCAGCGUGUUCGUGUUGUACGCCACGUCCUGUGCCAACAACUUCGCCAUGAAAGCCAAGAGGAAGACUCUGAAUGCAGGAGACGUUCUGGCCGCCAUGGAGGAGAUGGAGUUUGAGCGAUUCCUGGAGCCGCUCAGAGAAGCUCUGGAGGUUUACAAGAAGGGCCAGAAAGGCAAGAAGGAAGUCUCUGAGCAGAAGAGAAAAGACAAAGAGAAGAAGACCGACUCUGAGAACGACAAGAGCCGAGAGGAAGAGGAGGAGGAGGAAGAGGAGCGCAUGGAGGAGGAGCCUGAGGCCGAGAACGAGGCGGAGGAGGAGGAGGAGGAGGUGGAGAACUGAUGAAGCUCUGAUGAACUAUGAGGUUAUCACAGGCUGGAUGUGGUGCGUUCAGGUGCUGCUGGGUCAUCGUAGAGCCGGCAUGAAUCAGUACAUCGAGGUCCGUGAGGUGAGGGGACUUUUAUUGUGGCGGGGCAGCAGCUGUCUUCCAAUAAGAAACAAAAGCACAAAGUCAAACUCCAUCAGCACUUCCUCCUCUUUUAUACCUCUUCUUCUUUUUAUAGCUCUGUCUUUUCUUACUAACGGGAUCGAUUGAUGGUAAACAAACAAACAAACAAACAAACAAACUGAGUCGUCUUUAGUAAACAGGCUCUUCCAUCAUUUCACCACAGGAGGGAGUGAAACCCUGUUAGAGCUCACACAGCAGCAGACUCAGAAACAUGAUGAUCAAAACAACUUUAGAUUAAAGGUCAAAGUUCAUCCAAACAGGAAGAGGACUUCACAAUAAAACAGGAAGUGUACGAUUUAAAUCUGGAGUAUUUUCAUCACAUGAUGUAACGUUGAGCGGAGACGUCCUCACACAGAUCUGUGUUAAUGACGGUCUGUGUUUGAGUCAGAGGACCGGUCUGUGUUUGAAUCAGAGGACCGGUCUGUGUUUGAGUCAGAGGACCGGUCUGUGUUUGAGUCAGAGGACCGGUCUGUGUUUGAAUCAGAGGACCGGUCUGUGUUUGAAUCAGAGGACCGGUCUGUGUUUGAGUCAGAGGACCGGUCUGUGUUUGAGUCAGAGGACCGGUCUGUGUUUGAGUCAGAGGACCGGUCUGUGUGUGUUAGACAGCUGACAGAGCGCGUAGAGCUAAGGAAGUUUAAACCGGAUCAGGGUCGUCUGUGAAGAAACGUUGAGCUGGACCGGGUUCAGAGGAACCAGCUGCUCCGGGGUCUGUCAGCCUUUUCUCCGUUUUGAACGUUUAUACUUUUGUAGAAUUGUUUUUGAUGGUUGAAAUUUUCAAUAAAUAUUUUGUAUAAAAAAAUCAAA
Messenger RNA from Notolabrus celidotus (New Zealand spotty), 1878 nucleotides. RefSeq names its product polymerase (DNA directed), epsilon 3 (p17 subunit) (gene pole3). Gene Ontology annotation, biological process: leading strand elongation; heterochromatin formation; DNA damage response. Gene Ontology annotation, cellular component: epsilon DNA polymerase complex; CHRAC. The transcript has 4 exons. Lineage: Eukaryota; Metazoa; Chordata; Actinopteri; Labriformes; Labridae. Gene Ontology annotation, molecular function: protein heterodimerization activity; chromatin DNA binding. Bases 450 to 908 code for a protein of 152 amino acids. The record is from RefSeq and is a predicted model, not a curated record.